Tuber melanosporum (Perigord truffle) is the source of this 630-nucleotide messenger RNA. RefSeq lists its product as uncharacterized. The transcript has 6 exons. Gene Ontology annotation, biological process: guanine deglycation, glyoxal removal; protein deglycation, glyoxal removal. Gene Ontology annotation, cellular component: cytosol; nucleus. Gene Ontology annotation, molecular function: protein deglycase activity. NCBI's taxonomy places the organism in Eukaryota, Fungi, Ascomycota, Pezizomycetes, Pezizales, Tuberaceae. Bases 1 to 471 code for a protein of 156 amino acids. The record is from RefSeq and is a predicted model, not a curated record.
AUGGUAAUUCUGUUUUUCAAUCGUUUCGUACUUUCUCGCGGAGUCAAGAUCGUGCCGGACGUUCAGAGUUUGGAUCCUGAGGCUCAACUUCCGGACCUGAUAGUACUGCCCGGUGGCGCCCCCGGCGCAAAGACGUUCGAGGAGAGUGAUGCUGUCGCCAGACUUAUCGACAGGGCUCGGAAGGAAGGGGUGUACAUUGGUGCUAUCUGUGCUGCUACAAAAGCACUCGUGAGAUUUGGUGCCGAGGGCGGAUGGAAGGCAAGGGUUACGAGCCAUCCGAGCGUUCAGGAGGCUGUGGUUAAGGCAGGCUGGGAGUAUGCUCAGGAUAAAGUCGUCCUCGAUGGGAAGGUUAUUACUUCUAGAGGACCUGGAACGUCAUUGCUGUUCGCUUUGACUCUCGUUGAGACGCUCUGUGGGAGGGAGAGGCGCGAAGAAGUGGAAGCGCCCAUGAUUACGGCCAGUGAGUUGUAGUUGAUCCAUGUCGCUAUUUUAGUAGGACUGGUGGGGUCUUCGAGGGGAGCGCAAUAUGCCCAAAAAUAGCGCAAGUCAACUGCCCCAUAGCUGUCAAAUAAGCUCAUCACAAUAGAAAUGAAGAGGAAGAAAGAAAAGAAGAAGCGGAGUCAACCACCA